Molecule: messenger RNA, 1029 nt
Organism: Carassius carassius (crucian carp)
Lineage: Eukaryota; Metazoa; Chordata; Actinopteri; Cypriniformes; Cyprinidae
Product: ras-related and estrogen-regulated growth inhibitor-like protein
Exons: 4
Coding region: 69-731 (220 amino acids)
Molecular function (GO): GTPase activity; GTP binding
Source: RefSeq, a predicted model, not a curated record
UGCCUGCGCUCUAGAUACUCAACACCUGCUCACUGUGGGAAUCUACUAACAGGCUUUACUACCCACCAAUGGUUGUUCAAGUGAAACCACGCAUUCGCUACAGCAGCAAAACCAUGGAGGGCAACCACCAGAAAGUGGAGGUCAACAUUGUGUUACUUGGAGCUGAGAACGUUGGAAAGUCUGCUCUCACCGUGCGCUUUCUAACCAGGCGCUUCAUAGGAGAAUAUGGAGACAUAGAAUCAAUAUACAGCCAUACUGACAAGAUCGACGGGCGUGAUAUUUGUUUCAACAUAUGGGACUCACUUUGCCCGCAGAAUGGAGAGGAGUCAGGAUAUAUCAACGCCAGACAGCUGCAUUGGGCGGACGGUUAUAUCCUUGUUUACAGCAUCUGUGACCGUGCCAGCUUCAAUGUGGUUCGGCAACAAGUGCAGUGUAUACGACAAGCCAAGCAAAAACUGGCCAGCACAGCUCCGAUCAUCAUUGUGGGGAAUAAGAGAGACCUCCAGCACAGACGUACAGUGUCUAGUGAAGAGGGGCGGCUGCUGGCGCUCUCGACGGACUGUGGGUUUUUUGAGGUGUCUGCUGCAGAGACCUACCACGGUGUGCUGAUGGUGUUUCACGAACUGUUUGAGCUCAUCCGAGAGGCUAGGGCUCUCAAAAAGGGCCCCGCAGGGUUCAAAGGAAUCAUGAGGAGCAUGUCGGCAGUAUUUGGAAGAAAGCGGACUGAAUAGUUUCCCCUCAAAGCAGUGGAAGAAUCCGGGUUAAGCCCUUUUAUGGAAUCCAUAUUGGAACAAAGACUGACUAUUAAUCUAAACUGGAUUUUUGCAAAUUGACAGUCUUCUAGGGUUGUUCACAAAGUUCCGUCUGUACUGUUUUUUUUUUUUUCCUGGACUGACAUCUUUGGCCAUUGCAUUGCUGUUUUCUGGCAUCUCGCACCAUGAGCAUCACUAAGUCGCCGGUCAAAAGUAGUUCAUCUUCAUCUCCCAGAUCCAUUUUUCCUUCUGUUUUGGAAUGCAGAAACAUGUUCUG